CGAAGGGCACCGAGCGGCUACUGCAGGGGACCAGCAGCCAUGGCAGGACGUGACACUGGAACACAGCACAAGUUCACUGGUAUUCAGAAAUACUUCAAUUCCUACACCAUAAGAGGCAGAAGGAAUUAUGUAAAAGCUACAUAUGCAAGCAUUGCUAUGAUCAUCUUAUAUUUCAAGCUAAGGCCUAAAAAACAAACUCCAGCAGUGACAGGAAAAUAGUGGUUGCUGGCAUGUGUGUUAGUGUUGGACCUCAUAUUGCAAUGGAAACAGGAGUUGAUGUACUAUUAUGUACAAUUCAAUAAAAUAAA
Dermochelys coriacea (leatherback sea turtle) is the source of this 308-nucleotide messenger RNA. Its product is annotated as ATP synthase membrane subunit K, mitochondrial-like. The transcript has a single exon. The coding region runs from base 40 to 219 and encodes 59 amino acids. The record is from RefSeq and is a predicted model, not a curated record. NCBI's taxonomy places the organism in Eukaryota, Metazoa, Chordata, Testudines, Dermochelyidae.